UCCACCUCAGCUGGACUUAAAGCUCACACAGCUCUUGUUCUCCUUCUCACGUCGUUUAAAAAAAAAAAAAAAAAAAGCAAAAUCAGCGCGUGACUGCACGUGCCACUCCGGAGCGACGACGGCUAAUAUCCCACUUACGAGGAUUUUGGAUAAACGCAUCAUUUUAAAAAUGGACCUUUUGUUUAUUUCUGUGUGGCAGAUGAGCAUGGUGCUCAGUCUUAUUCCUUCUGGGAAUCAGGCAGAAUCAAGUCAGUCUCAGACUGCAUACUUCCUGCCAGAGUUUGCUCUGUCUCCACAAGGAAGCUUUCUGGAGGACACAACAGGAGAGCAGUACCUCACGUAUCGCUACGAUGAUCAGACGUCAAGGACCACCCGCUCCGAUGAAGAGAGGGAUAAUGGAUGGGAUGCUUGGGGACUGUGGAGUGAUUGUUCUCGCACAUGUGGAGGAGGAGCUUCUUACUCUUUAAGGAGAUGUCUAAAUGGAGGGAAUUGUGAAGGAAGAAACAUACGUUACAGGACAUGCAGCAACACAGACUGCCCUGUUGAGUCAGGUGACUUCAGAGCUCAGCAGUGCUCUGCCCACAAUGACAUCAAAUACCAGGGACAGACGUAUGAGUGGAUUCCAGUGAGCUAUGACCCAAUCUCGCCGUGUACCCUCAAGUGUCAAGCUCGAGGGAAGAGCUUAGUGGUGGAAUUGGCACCUAAAGUUCUGGAUGGCACUCGGUGUAAAGCUGAUUCUUUGGAUAUGUGCAUCAAUGGCAUAUGCCAGGAAGUGGGCUGUGACAGGCAGCUGGGCAGCAACACUAAGCCGGAUAACUGUGGAGUGUGUGGAGGAGAUGGCUCGAGCUGCCGCCUGAUCCGAGGCCAAUCACAGAUACAUGUCACGUUGGAGGAACCCCUGAAGACGGUGGUUGAGGUUCCUCUAGGAAGCAGAGGUCUGAGACUUACAGCCAAGGGUCCGGACAUCAUAAUGAUUGAAGCUCACAGUUUAAGUGACAGAAGAGAGGAGCUGGUGCUGAGCUCUCCAGGCUUGUACACUCUGGCAAACAGCUCUGUGGAGUAUCAGAAAGGAAGAGAAGCGGACAGACAGAUCCUGCGCUGCCAUGGGCCGCUCACUGCAGACUUCACUAUCAAGAUGAAGUAUGCAGCUCCGAAGGACACAGUGGUCAUGUUCCUGUUCCAUCAACCCAUCCGCUAUCAGUGGAGAGAGACAGACUUCUUCCCCUGUUCUGUAAAGUGUGGAGGAGGCUACCAGCUAAACUCGGCCGACUGCGUGGACAUCCGCUUCAACAGGACUGUCCCAGAUCAUAACUGUCACAGCUACCCGGAAAACACUAAACCCAAACCCAAGCUGAAGGAGUGCAACAUGGAUCCCUGUCUUGAAAGUGAUGGCUUCAAAGAGGUCAUGCCUUACGAUCACUUUCAGCCUCUUCCACGGUGGGAGCAGAACCCCUGGACAUCAUGUUCUGUAUCGUGUGGCGGCGGAAGUCAGGAGCGCAGUGUGGUGUGCGUGGAGGAGGACAUGCAGGGCCAGAUCGUUCAAGUCGAGGAAUGGAAGUGCACACACUCGGCACGGCCCAUCGCCAAACAGAGCUGCAACAAUUUCGAGUGCCCAAAGUGGUUGGCAAUGGAGUGGUCUCAGUGUACAGUGACCUGUGGCCGGGGUUUGCGUUACCGUGUGGUUGUGUGUGUGGAUCACCAAGGAGAGCACACAGGAGGCUGCACCACUCAACUUAAACCCCACAUCAAAGAGGAGUGCUUAGUGCCGAUCGCAUGUCACAAACCCAGAGAGAGUGUGCCUGUAGAAGCCAAAGUCCCAUGGCUUAAACAAGCCCAAGAGCUGGAGGAGACCAGAGUAGCCACUGAAGAACCAACGUUCAUCCCAGGCCCGUGGUCUCCCUGCAGUGUGUCUUGCGGAGUGGGUAUACAGAAGCGCACUGUAAAGUGCAGGGUGUUUCUUUCCUUUACUCAGACUGAGGUGGAUCUUCCGGAAGAGGAGUGUGGCGAGGAUAAGCCCCCUGCCCAUAGAUCUUGCACCCUUGAAGCUUGCUCCAGACUACCAGAUACUUCACAGCACCCACUGGAAAAUCAGAAUAAAUCCUCCAGGAAAAACUACAUUUGGGAGUAUAGGGGGUUCACAGCAUGCUCAGUCUCCUGUGCUUUAGGCAGGCAGAUGGCUGUUAUUCGUUGUGUAAGGGCUGGGCGACGGGAGAUUGUUGAAGAUACACUCUGUGAUGAGCCUCUUAAGCCCCGCACCGUUAUGCGCAUGUGCAACCCUCAGCCUUGUCCUUCCAGAUGGGAGGUAAGCAAGUGGAACACAUGCUCGGUGUCGUGCGGAGUUGGGUUGCAGACACGCAGUGUGUGGUGUGUGAGAUCUGUAGGAACCAAUCAAAGUGAGUCAGCACCGAACUCUGAGUGCCGAGGGCCACGCCCUACAGAGGUUCAGGCCUGCAAUCAGGUGCAAUGUGUUCCCACCUGGGAGACCGACGAGUGGCAGGAGUGCUCCAGUUCAUGUGGGACAGGAACCCAGUGGCGUAAGGUUUAUUGCAGGCAGCGCUUGGCCACAGGGAGCCAUCGUCGCCUGCAAGACGAGGAGUGUGAUGGAGUUAAACCCGAUACACACCGGCCCUGUGUCAGCACGCAGUGCCUAAAACCUCACCUAGUGGGUGGGGAGUGGUCCAAGUGCUCUGUCACAUGCGGAAAAGGAAUCCAGCGCAGAGAGCCUGUGUGUAGAAGGCAGACAGCAUCCGGCCAGCUGGUUACUCUGGACAGAUCUGUGUGUAUCGGCCUUCAACCUCCUCCUUUAAUCAGGAGCUGCCGCAUGAUUCCCUGCAACAGACACAAGUACUCCAAGAAACGUUGUCCUCAGGUUCUGGGUCUUAAACGUAUCUACAUCCAGACAAAACAAGAGAAAAGGCUUAGUUUCACAAUCGGAGGACGUGCUUAUCUUUUCCCAAAGACAUCAGUCACUAUUAAAUGUCCGGUACGCUACUUUCCUAAAGCCCAUGUUCGCUGGGAGAAAGAUGGUAUGGACCUUCAAAGCUCAAAACAUCUGACCAUCACAAAAUCUGGGGCCUUAAGAAUCUACAGCUUGGAUGUUGGAGACAUUGGGCAGUAUCGCUGCCUAACUAACCAGGAUUCAGACAUCUUCAUCUUAAAGCUGAUUGGCCAUGAUAACAGGCUGCUAGAACAUCCAGAAAGUAAGAAAUUUGUAAAGCAGAAAAUGAACAGCAGCUCAAGAACUUUUCCCAACAAAGAGGGAGGUAUUGUUACUUCCAUGUGCCAGGACCAGGAGGAGAUUUCUGUGGCUAGGAAGGUCCAGAAACAUGGUCAAAGCUGGCUGCAAAGGAAUGAGCUUUAUCUGGAUGAAGACCACACUAAGGAGCCUAGGGAUCCCAUGGAUCUAGGUAACUAUCUUUUAGCAUCAACUUCUACUAGUGACUCUGUGAUUUCUGCAGCUUCAGGAGCCUUAACUCUGGAGCCAGAUGAGUUUGAGGAACUAGUCAGAAAUAUCAGCCAGCUUGCAGAAAGUGGAGAUGUGACAGAUGACCUUGCCUCCCAGCUUAUUGGCAAGCUGAUGGAGGAGAUAGCAGCGUCCCAAGCCGGAAUAGACAAGGAGACAAUCAAAGUGGAAAACAAACAUUUAAAUAGAACCCCUAACUCCUCUGAACGCUCUGGAGGGAAGAGUUUGAAGAGCAGAGCGGUUAUUGUUCGUCAUAGUCCACAUGGAUCUGCUAUGAGCUUUCAGAGAGACCUCAGUAUUAAUAUGGGAAGAACUGCCUACAUAACCAAUGCCACUCGAAGCCUGACACUUUUCUGUUCAGCUCAGGGUAUCCCAACACCUACAGUGUCCUGGAUCAAAGAUGGACUACCGCUGCAAGCUAGUACCGGAGAACUGCACAUCAUGAGCCCAGGUGUUAAAGAUGUUGGAAUCUACAGGUGCACAGCAAACAAUGAAAUGGGAUCAGAUUCAGAAACAACACAGGUGCUAUUGGCUGAACACCCUGUUAUCAUGGGUUCUUGGAAGAAUAUAUCUGACCUACACAGUGCCAAUCUGAACGUGGUAGUAGGAGGCAGAAUAAGAACCCAUAUUGGUGCCAAUCUCAUGCUGGACUGUCCAGUUACAGGUGUUCCUCAGCCUGCUGUAAGUUGGCACCGAUUAGAGGGCAAGCUGAGUGCCAACAUCAUUUCACUCACAAAUGGCUCUUUGCUACUUCACAAUCUUACGCUGCAGGAUGAUGGCACCUACAGCUGCAUAGCCUCCAAUCCCAUCGGCAAAGCUUCGGCUUUUAGCAGGAUCCACGUAGCUGAUGUCAGAGAGGCAGCAUUAAAUGAUAAAAGCUCAUUAUCCAAGGAUAUAAACAGGAAACAAGUCGUGAUGGCCUCCCGCUCUGGAACAGUCAUCACAGUCAGUCCUGGGGACAUCCUGAGGAUCGGUUGUCCAGUAGUCCAAAGCCACAGGAAACCCAUCAAAUGGACAUAUGAGAAUCAAACCCUAAAGCAAACACCAGGCCUGCACUACCGCAUGCUUGCUGCAGGCCGCAUUAUAGAAGUGCACACUCUGAACAGCAGGUUUGAAGGACACUUUGAGUGCCAAACCCACACCAACAAUCAGAUGAUCUCUGCCUGGAUUCACAUUCUCUCACAAGAAUUUGAGUGGCGUUUGGCUGAAUGGAGUGCAUGCAGUGCGAGUUGUGGAAAUAAAGGUUCUCAGAGCAGAAAGGUUCACUGCGUAAGUAGCAGCGGGCACGAGAUGCCCCCUUCGUCCUGCCAACAUCUUCCUAAACCGUUCUCUCUAACACGGCCGUGUAACCUCCACGAUUGUCCUCCCAGCUGGGGGUCCACCAUGUGGUCCAAAUGCUCCACGUCAUGCGGUCGCGGUUUCCGGCAGAGGCGGGUGUCAUGCCAGCGUCUGGAGGCCAGCGGGACUGUUCGGGUUUUGACUGACGCAGCGUGUGAAGGAACAUCACGCCCUGAGCACAGAGAGACGUGUGUUUUAGAAGCUUGUGCUGAUUGGAUCAGUGGACCCUGGGGACAGUGUUCAGGCCGCUGUCUCGGUCCAGGUGUGGCAACGCAGAGAAGAACAGUGAUGUGCCAGAAACUGAAUGGCACAGACUUGGCUUGCGAUCCCAAAGAAAGACCUGCCCCAGUAAGAAACUGCACGUCAGAAAUGUGCAAUGUUCACUGGAGGGUGUCUCUAUGGCGAAUGUGCACUGCAACAUGUGGAAGUGGCUUCCAGUCACGUAGGGUUGAAUGUGUGCAUCAGAAUUAUAACAAGACCCUUCCUGACCUUCACUGCGCCUGGCAGCGUCGCCCUGUCACCUGGCAACACUGCAACAUCACUUCCUGUGGCAAUGAGUGUAAGGACACAACACAUUACUGUGCGGUGGUGAAACGCCUCAGGUUGUGUUCCAUUGAACUGUAUACACAGAGAUGCUGCAUGUCUUGCUCAGAAGACUCGGGCACUAUGUAGUGCUUGCUGAUGAAACAUCCCCAGCUUUUACAGCACACUGACUUCUGAACACUGUUCUUCUUUCCAAUCAAAGCACAUGUGGAAUAAAUCUGAAGUGGAAGGACUCCAGGACUUUGCUGCAUAAACGAGGAGAGAGUGCCAUUUUUGGGACACGGCCGAGGUUAAGUGGAUGCUCUAUGUAAUUUGGACUAAAGGGCCUUUAUCUAGGCUGAAGUGAGUUUUGGGUGUGCAUUGGCAAUUCACUGCUGACAAACAAAACAGCACUAAUUCAGCUCUCACCUCUCGUCAUUAUAUAAUGUUCAUUAUGAGUAUCAUGUGUGGAAUAAUUUAUAAGAAUGUGUUUUGCUCUAUAUUUAAUCAUCAGGAAGAGAAGCAGAGAAUAUUGGACCAUUCACGUGUGUGAAGGGAGGCUGUAUAUAGGGUACUUAUAGUGGAUGAGAAUCUGAAAAGUCAGAAAAUCCAAAAGGGCAACGCUUUUAUUAAAGGUUAUCUAAAUAUUGACUUCAUAACACAUGUGCAAGCAGGGAAUAAGAUGAAUAUAAAACGAUGUAUGAGAACUUAAGCACAACAGCGUAUGGCAGUAUUUCCCAGACGUUACAUUACAACAGAGAAUCAAAGUACAAGAAGGCAUGGAAGGUAUAUUUACGGGCAUAAUUACAAUCAAGGAAUAUAAUUUUUAAUUAUAAGGAUAAGAAUUUAUCUAUUUUGUCACAUAAAAAAAAACCCAGCUUUUUAUAUUGAUUUUUUAUAUUCUACCUAUUUUAUAAAAAUAAAUUAGGUUUGUGAUGCAUUUAAGUCAAAUUAAUUAGUUUACUUUAAACAUACUAUUUUUACCAUUAUUUAUCAUUAUUUAUUUUAGCUGAACUUACAUAUUUUAUGUAAGUUAUUGAGUGAAAAUUCUGUCCUAAAUGUAAAUAUGUUCAGGGCUGCACUAUUUGAUAAAAAAAAUGACAUUGCGAUUAUUUUAACACAUUGCGAUUGUGAUUUAAACUACAAUUUUUAACUAUUUACUGUAUUUAUACAUCUUUAUCUAGCAAAAAAUUGGAGAACUUACCUUAUUAAGAGAAUAUUUGCAGAUAUUUAUUUAUGAACUUAAUCAAUUAUGUAACAAAAUAAUCCUACUUAAAGUAUUCAUAAACUCUACAUAUAUUCCCAACUAUGCGUAUACUAUGUGUAAGAAAUGGCAGCCUGUUAUGAUUCAAUAAUUCCACAGUUCCAUAUUGAGAUUAAAAUUUUCCAGUUAUCCCCUUUCCAGUAGUAUCUGCACAAAGUAGCCAACCUCUACUUUACUUAUCAUUAAACAUUUAGUUCAAUAAAACACAUUAGGGCAUGCUGUGUUAUAGGAAAAUAAGUCAUUACCUACCCACAGUGUCUUAUUUUUCUAUAGCUGCAUGUCCCGAAGCGUUUUAUUCGUCCUAUACCACUGCAGUUUGCAGAGACUGUCCAGUUUACCUGGCCUACGGUCAAAUAUCUUAAAAACAUUUUUAGCAUUCAUAUGAACACACUUUUUUUUUUCGGUACAUUCCCCGAAUAAGCACAGUUUAAACUUGGAUUUGCCAUUGCAACCUCGUUUAGCUUUGUAUAUUGCACAUAAAUGUUUUGCGCAUGGACCCUGGUUACACAAAUGAUCCAUGACAUAUUUUUCCCUGUAGCCCUUCAUCAAGCACAAGUCUCAUUUACUCAUGCUUCUUAAGCCUCUCGAGACCCAGACUCUAACUUUGUGCACCUUGUAAUUUCUCCUCACUGUUUCGGUUUAUUAGCACUUGAUAACUGUUGAAUUUAAUCACUGUGUUUAAACGGGUUUGGGAAUAGAGAAAUAUGCAGCGGUUCUCUUAUGAGGAUCUUACAUGGGUAUGUACACAGUGUAGUUGGGAGAAAAUAUGUUACAGUAUCCUCAUAUGAGGACAGCAGUAUCUUGUGAGGUUAAUAAGUUAUAUAUCUUUCCCUUUUAGAAAUUUGCUUUCAGUUACAAAUGGGUACAUGGAGGUAAAGGUGUACCAAUUAUCAAAUUUCAGCCAUUAAGAUUUUGAAGCUGGUGGCCAGAAAAGUGCACAAAAGAUCGACACUCAUGGCACAACAUUUGAAACCGACACUACCACAAGAUUCAGCCAUAAGAUUACAAUAAUAAAAAUUAAGCCCAAUCUUGCAUAAGUUCACUUUGUGCCACCAGCUCUAGCCCCUCGGGGGACCAGAAUGACCCCUGGAGUACAGUAUGACCCCUGGAGGUGUACGGCACCAGGAUGUUGGCAGUGGAUCCUUUGGAAGCUGUGGGGCCUCUGUGCAUUGGGCUUGUUUGUCUGCUGCAUUCCUAAUCAAAUUAGGAUCUGGGGAGCUUAGAGGCCUGAUUGGGAGUCUUUACCUGCUGGGCCCCAUCCUCAAAAGGUUCUGGCGCACUGGGUGUUCUGGUGCCUUUCCAUUUUAGCCAUUGGCUUUUUCUUGGGAUUGUACCAGACAGGCUGGCCUUUGCUCUCCACCGGCAUAAAAGAGGCUUGGGUGCCCAUGAUCCUGCCCCCAAUUUUUUUUUCGUGUGUAAAUAAUAAUGAUUUGUUAAUGUUAUGGCUAAUCGGUGUACUGUAUACACUGACAGUCUUGAAUCAUAUGUCUUUUUUUCACACAUGUACCAGGAUCACAACAAUUGGGGCAUGAACUGUAACAUACAUAGAAACAGACAUUGACUGUUGUUUAUACAUUUGGUAUUCAUAUCUUAUUCUAAAAGCACUAUUCCUUACUUAUGCAUGUGUUAUGAAGACAUUAUGUAGAUCAUUUUAAUGUAUGAGGGACUGAACAGUCUUUACAUCACCUGAAUCUCCAGUUGCCAUGCCUUUCAAAUGUACUUGUGUGUGGAUGUGUGUGUGUGUGUCUGCGUGUGUGUUCAACCAAUGUGCUGCAUUGUAAAUUAAUUCUUGUACAUAAUGUGUGUGUUUUUUAAGUGCAAUAUUGUACAUUGAGUGUAGAGAUUCUGGAGUUAUUUUCUUAUCUGCUAAUGUAGUUCACAUUGUAAUCCAUAUUUAUGAUUUCAGAAAACUUUAUCAAUUAUUCAUGUAGAUAAUCCAUGAGUUGACUACCAUUCUUUCUUCUGUAUUUAAAAGCAUGCAACUUAAUUACAGUUUAAAAUGUUUAAAUAGAAACACAAACCAUGUGCUGAAAUGAGUACAGGUAAUAUAUUACCAGGUUAUUUGGCUACUGACGUGUAAAACCAUUCGCUUGUUCGGGAUGGUGAGCUUUUUGAUAGGGGACUGUCUGGAAUUCCUUAAUACGUCUCUGUGUUAGAGCAUAAAGAAAAUAAAUAACAUUUUUGAGACAGUUUAUUUUUUCUUAAGUAUUAUUUUGGCACAUGAAUCUUGUUUUUUUUUUUUUUUUAACAUUUGGAUAUUUAGUAUGUUCCCUACACCACCAGAUAUCAGAAAGAACCAUUUGGUUGGUUUGUACAGCCAACACACACAUAUAUAUAUGAUUUUAUGCAUGAUUUUAUGCAAUGAAAUGUACAAACAUUUUAUUUAGUUUGGACUCUCAACUAGUUGUUUAGCAAUGUGCAAAGUGCAUGUCUGAUUCAGGAUACACCUCCAACCACAUUACGUUUGUUCUGUUUCUCAAAGCGAAGGCAGAUUAAUGUACGAGGGUGAGUCAAAAUGUGCAGUGUGCAGUAAUUACUUUUUUGUGGUCUGAGGAAGUACUUGGUGCCAUUAUUUA
Molecule: messenger RNA, 9163 nt
Organism: Clarias gariepinus (North African catfish)
Lineage: Eukaryota; Metazoa; Chordata; Actinopteri; Siluriformes; Clariidae
Gene: adamtsl3
Product: ADAMTS-like 3
Exons: 31
Coding region: 170-5473 (1767 amino acids)
Biological process (GO): extracellular matrix organization
Cellular component (GO): extracellular matrix
Molecular function (GO): metalloendopeptidase activity
Source: RefSeq, a predicted model, not a curated record